Molecule: messenger RNA, 741 nt
Organism: Raphanus sativus (radish)
Lineage: Eukaryota; Viridiplantae; Streptophyta; Magnoliopsida; Brassicales; Brassicaceae
Product: glutathione S-transferase T3-like
Exons: 2
Coding region: 1-741 (246 amino acids)
Source: RefSeq, a predicted model, not a curated record
AUGGCAUCGUAUUCUACAGGGUAUGUUAGCCUAUUAACAAGCCAAAUCGGUGAAUUUAGCACUCCAGGGUUUGAGAACCUCUCAGGUUCUCAAUCCAUAGACCUCGACUCAGCUGAUCUUCCAGCUUUUAGCAGCCAGUCCUCAGAGGCACCCACUGUCAAAGAGAGGAGGAAAUGGUCUCCGAAGGAGGAUGUUAUUCUCAUAAGCGCUUGGCUCAACACUAGCAAGGAUCCAAUCGUUGGGAAUAAGCAAAAGUUGGGGACUUUUUGGUCAAGGAUCCUCCAGUACUACAACUCAAGUGUUCAACAUGCUGGGUUUUCCCCUAGGGAGCUAGCAAGCGGUGAGAAUGAGAAUGAUGUGAUGAAGAGAGCACUCGACUUUUUCUUCAGUGACCAUGGUUGUAAGUUCACUAUGGAGCAUGCUUGGAGAGAGCUAAGGCAUGACCAGAAAUGGUGCUUUUUGGCUAAGCCUGGCAAUCUUGCUACACCGAAGCGGAAGACUGGUGAAGGCGAAGAGGAGGUCCCUGGUGCUAGGCCUCCGGGUAUCAAGGCUGCUAAAGCGGCUAAGAAAAAGAAAGGUGUUCAAGAGGAGUCUAAACACACAGAGAUAAAAAGUGUGCUGGAGAUGAAAGACAAACUGAACAAGCAGAAGUUGCUUGAGAAGUUGCUUGAGAAGCGUGACCCUCUUUCAGAAAUGGAAGAGUCACUUAAACUUAAACUGAUGUCUGAAAUGUUAGGAUAA